Molecule: messenger RNA, 3028 nt
Organism: Labrus mixtus (cuckoo wrasse)
Lineage: Eukaryota; Metazoa; Chordata; Actinopteri; Labriformes; Labridae
Product: probable G-protein coupled receptor 132
Exons: 3
Coding region: 1916-2923 (335 amino acids)
Biological process (GO): G protein-coupled receptor signaling pathway
Cellular component (GO): membrane
Molecular function (GO): G protein-coupled receptor activity
Source: RefSeq, a predicted model, not a curated record
AUUGAGGUGUGUCCACAUACAGUAAGAGAAAAUAACCCCCAACCACAUUGUUUUAGUCCUACUUAAUAAAAUGAUUUCGGUCGAACUAACAUGCUUACACACAAUUUUUUAGUUCAGUUUAAGUUGGACUAAUGCAAUAAAUCAACUACUACUGACAGUAGUUCACAAAGAGCUAUCCAAAGAGACCUCGGAUUUAGUGUAAUGGUCAUAAUCAUAAAUAAAUAUAGACAGCUAUAGACAGUUUUAAAACUAUCGUCAUGAUGCUACACUACUUACAACAGUAAAAUAAUGGAUUCCAGUAAUGGGGAGACAUUUUAAUGACCUUCUAAUUUCGGUAGGGUAAAAACUAAAUUGUAGUUUAAACAUUACUCCCAAUCUUUUUGUCUUGUACAAAAUCCAUAUUUUAUCACAUAAUGGAAUUCCACCAGUUAUGCAGCCAACAGUGCUGCAUCCUCAUUGGUUGUUUAUGUAGUUCAUUUCUGUCCCUGUGUGUUUAAUAUAGCCACAUAUUGUAAUGGAAACCUAGAUGCAAUAUUUUGAAGCAACAGGGAGGAAUGUUGUCUCGGUGGUUUGGUCAGUUUAUUAGAUCCAGGCUUGGAUUAUUUAAUAAAUCAGAGAUUUGUGGCAUUAUAAAGGAAACAAAGUGAGUGAUUCAACCCUCCUCCCUUUGAAACCAUGUUUUAAAAAUACUGCCUAGCACCCAUUGUCUCAAUGUAGCCAUUCUGUACCCAAACAAUUUCAAUUGUGUUAGAAUAUUUUCCUCCCAGCGGUGCCUGAACAAAGUUCACCCUGGGUAAACGGCACCAGUUGACUGUCUGUAAACUGCACAAACAAAAUAAGUCAUUUUCACUUCAGGGGGAAAUGUUUUCAAGAGAAAUCCCAUUCCUGUCAUAUACAUGUGUUUUGUCGGAUUCUUUGGAUGGCAGUUUUACCCAGUUUGCCUGACAAGGUAGACAAUUGUUGUUUGUAUUUUUUAACCUAUAUGUCACAGCAGUGGUUUAAAAACAAAAAAAAACACAUGGCAUUGUUCAGGAAUAGAAAAGAAGGUAGGGACAGUUCUGUUUCCCACCCAUAUACUUUGGAGCACCAAUGGCUGAGUUCCAAAUGAAUGCAAUUUUAAGGUACUUGAUAGUUAGAGGUUGAUAAAGAGAGCUAUUUUACCUGUGCAAUUGCCCCUCAAGGUAUAUCCUCUGACUAAAGAAUGUAUUCUUUUACUUAACACACAACAAUCAAGCCUGGCCAAUUUCAUGGUCUACAUUGGGGAAACCACAUUUUUGCAUUCCCAAUCUUGUCUUGGAACAAAGGUAAAACAAUAUUCUGAUGUGUUGAAACGCAUGUUUAACCAAAGAAUAGCCGUAAUGUUAAUGUGUUUAAUGGCAUGUAGCCAGCAACGUGUAAUCUAAAGGGCAUUAGUGGACACCCUCCAUCAGUUCCUCCCCUCACAGCCCCUGUCCACCUUCAUCAUCCUGUCUACUGCUGGAGUUAGACUGACACAGAGUGAAGGAGAGAGUGUAUGUUUUUGUUUCUGGGGCAGAAAGGCGUUCUCCUGCCUCAGGAUGUUGCCUUUAAAGCUGAAGAAGUGGGUUUCCUGUGGAGGAAACGAUCACAGAAAAGACAAGGCUUAGUCGAGACACGGUGUUCCCGACAUUUCUUUUAGUACAGGUCACCCAGCUGCAGAGCGGGCAGCUGUCAUUCUCGUUGUCCUGAGAGGUGUUUGUUUCCCCUGAUGGAUCCUGGAUAAACUUUACUGCUGCAGAAAUCAGUAUUACACAAUGGACCAAUGACUGAUUGGAUUUGUCAAACUGAUUACUAAAAUUUCUUGUAUUUUUCUUUUGCUUUGUGUAAAAGAAUGGGUAUUCAUGCAUCUACUCAUCAUCCUGCAGAUAUCUCUGCGUAAAGUCAGCUCUACUUUUUCAUGAAAGGUGUUUGGAAAAAUAGAGACAUGUCCAAUGACAGCUGCAACCUCCCUUUGGACACAGACACUAUUGGGCUGACCUGUAUCUACAGCCUGAUCUUCUCGUUGGGUCUCCCAAGCAACUUAUUGUCACUCUGGGGACUGUACCACCUGGGCCGCUCAAGCGGGGGAGGCUGCCAGCUGGUCUACAUCCUCAAUCUGCUUCUGUCAGACCUCCUCCAGCUGCUCACACUGCCACUGUGGAUCAUUUAUCUCCAAAGUGCUCACCGCUGGCCCUACGGCCGGCUGACCUGUGAGCUGGUGGGCUAUGUGUUUUAUGUGAACAUCUAUGCCAGCGUCAUGUUCCUGUGCCUGAUCGCACUGGACAGGUGCCUUGCUAUCGUGUACCCGUUGAGCAGCCGCCGGGUGCGGACUGUCAGGGUGGCAGCGGUGAGUGGGGUGGCAGUUUGGACCCUCACCUUCCUGUUCUCCCUGAGUGGGUUGCUGCCCACAGUGUUUGACCCAGAUAGACUGCUGUGUCUGGAGCACUACCCUGUCAGCCCCUCAUACGCCCGCUUCAAGAUCACCACCGUGGCCCUUGGGUUUCUGCUGCCAUGCACCAUACUUGGGUACACCUCAGCCCACAUCGGGGUGACACUACGACGAUCUCCCUCCCUCUCUGACCACGAACGACAUAAAAUUGUUGGCAUCCUAGUCUUGAUAACUGUCAAUUUCAUGGUUGUGUUUGGACCGUAUCACCUCGUGUGCGGAUACAGAUUUGUGUCCUUGCUGUUGACUGACGAGCCGUGUGGAUUAGAGCGUUCCAUUUUUCUCAUCCAUCGCAUUUGUUACGGUCUGACCAGCCUCAACACCCUGCUGGAUCCCCUCUUCUACAUCUUUCUGUGCUCUGAUGCUCGAACAGAGCUGCAAAAGUCCUUGCCCUGCUUGGGGAGGGGGCAAAACCCACCCAAAAAGAUAACGCUUGAGAACGAGAGCUCACCCAGAAGACCAGAUGGAGAGUCAAACUAACAAGCAAUGUAGCUUGGAUUCCCCACCGACUGGAGAAAUUGUGCCACCCAGUGGAAAAACACUUUUAGUCUCUGUAUAUUAUGAGCUAAUGCUCUUUUUUUGUUG